AUGGGUUUUGGGUGGCAGCGGCCGGGGUCCUUGGAGCAGCAGGGUGGGGUAUUUCCGAGCCAGGACCCCCUGGACCGAGCGGACUUCAACGCCGUGGAAUACAUCAACACCCUUUUCCCCACCGAGCAGUCUUUGGCAAAUAUCGACGAUGUGGUGAAUAAGAUCAAGCUAAAAAUAAGACGACUGGAUGACAACGUUCGGACUGUGGUGAGAGGACAGACCAAUGUAGGACAGGAUGGCCGCGAGGCUCUGGAAGAAGCCCAGAAGGCGAUUCAGCAACUUUUUAGCAAGAUCAAAGACAUAAAAGACAAAGCAGAAAAAUCAGAGCAGAUGGUUAAAGAAAUCACACGUGACAUUAAGCAACUGGAUCACGCCAAGCGCCACCUGACCACCUCCAUUACGACGCUGAACCACCUCCACAUGCUGGCCGGUGGAGUGGAUUCCCUGGAAGCCAUGACACGGAAGAGGCAGUACGGGGAAGUGGCCAAUCUUCUUCAAGGCGUCGUCAAUGUUCUGGAACACUUCAACAAGUACAUGGGGAUCCCACAGAUUCGCCAGCUUUCAGAAAGGGUGAAGGCGGCACAGAAUGAGCUGGGCCAGCAGAUCCUGGCAGACUUUGAAGAAGCGUUUCCUUCCCAAGGCACAAAGAGGGCUGGAGGGCCCACCAACGUUCUCCGGGACGCCUGUUUGGUGGCCAAUGUCCUGGACCCCCGAAUCAAGCAGGAGAUCAUCAAGAAGUUCGUUAAGCAACACCUCUCAGAAUACUUGGUCCUCUUCCAGGAAAACCAAGAUGUCGCCUGGCUGGAUAAAAUUGACCGCCGUUAUGCGUGGAUCAAACGCCAGCUGGUGGACUACGAGGAGAAGUACGGGCGCACGUUCCCCCCGGAGUGGAGUAUGACGGAGCACAUCGCGGUCGGCUUCUGCCACAUCACCAGGACGGAGCUUGCCAAGAUCAUGCGCACCCGGGCAAGAGAGAUCGAGGUGAAGCUGCUGCUUUUUGCCAUCCAGAGGACCACCAACUUCGAGGGCCUCCUCGCCAAGCGCUUUUCGGGCUCCACCCUGUCCGACGCCGUGGCGAAGAAGGCCGAAUCACCUCUCGCCUCCACCAACCCCUUCCUGGAAGACGAGACCACGUCGUCGGAGGGGGAUGACACCCCUUCGGAAAAAGCGGAGGUGGAUAAACCCAAGAAGCCGAAAGCCCCGGAGAAUCCCUUCCACGGCAUCAUUUCCAAGUGUUUUGAACCUCACCUGUACGUCUACAUCGAAUCCCAAGACAAAAACCUGGGCGAGCUGAUUGACCGUUUCGUGGGGGAUUUCAAAGCCCAGGGACCCCCCAAACCCAACGUGGACGAAGGCGGGGCGGUCCUGCCCAGCUGCGCCGAUCUCUUUGUCUAUUAUAAGAAGUGCAUGGUCCAGUGCUCACAGCUCAGCACCGGCGAGCCGAUGAUCGCCCUCACCACCAUCUUCCAGAAGUACCUGCGCGAAUACGCCUGGAAAAUUCUCUCCGGAAACUUGCCAAAGACCACCAGCAGCAGCGGAGGGCUGACCAUCACCAGCUUGCUGAAAGAGAAAGAGGGCUCGGAGGUGGCCAAGUUCACGCUGGAGGAACUCUGCUUGAUCUGUAGCAUCCUGAGCACGGCGGAGUACUGCCUGGCGACGACUCAACAGCUGGAGGAAAAACUCAAGGAGAAAGUGGACGCCAGCCUCGUGGAACGCAUCAACCUGAUGGGGGAGAUGGAUACGUUUAGCAUCGUGAUUUCCAACAGCAUCCAGCUUCUGGUGCAGGAUUUGGACGCCGCCUGCGAUCCGGCGCUCACCGCCAUGAGCAAGAUGCAGUGGCAGAACGUGGAGCACGUGGGGGACCAGAGCCCGUACGUCACCUCCAUCAUCCUCCACAUAAAGCAAAACGUCCCCAUCAUCCGGGAGAACCUGGCCUCCACCCGGAAGUAUUUCACCCAGUUCUGCAUCAAGUUUGCCAACUCCUUCAUCCCCAAAUUUAUUAAUCACCUCUUCAAGUGCAAGCCGAUCAGCAUGGUGGGCGCAGAGCAGCUGCUUCUGGACACCCAUUCUCUGAAGAUGGUUCUCCUGGAUUUGCCGUCCAUCGGCUCCCAGGUCGUGAGGAAGGCUCCUGCCAGCUAUACGAAGAUUGUGGUGAAAGGCAUGACUCGGGCUGAAAUGAUCCUCAAGGUGGUGAUGGCCCCGCAUGAACCUGCCGUCGUGUUUGUGGACAACUACAUCAAGCUCCUGGCCGACUGCAGCACGGACACCUUCCAGAAGAUCCUGGACAUGAAGGGGCUCAAGCGGAGCGAGCAGAGCGCCAUGCUGGAGCUCUUUCGCCAGCGGCUCCCGGCCCCUCCCUCGGGGCCCGAGAGCGCCAGCGCCGUCUCGCUGAGCGCCCCCACGCCGGAGCAGGAGUCGUCACGCAUCCGGAAACUGGAGAAGCUCAUCAAGAAACGGCUGUAGUGGGGGAGUCCCGCACACUCACCCAACCGACACCCCCGAAGCACCGGCUGUCUCUCAAAGGGAGGUUUGAGGGGGGGGAGUCUUCCCCUCCCCGAUUCCCUCCAGGUGCCUCGGCUUAAACUCACACGACUGAUCACGGGGUUUCCGAGACGGUUUUUCCCACCGAGGUGGAUCCUGCGGCUGUUGGCGUUCAAAGGCUCUUCCUGGGUCCGACCCUUGUUGACGGCCCCGUUUCAGACCCCGAGCGGGUGAGUCUCCUGUCUGUGCCGUGCACAUCCUCCCAGGUAGAGAGAAAUCCAUCCUGUAUCUUCUGAUUCACACACACACACACACACACUCCUUUUUCUCCGUGGGGUUUCUGUACUGGGAGGGAUGGAACGAGUGUUCAAAUACGUGCCUCCCACAUUCACCGGAGACACGACAGCCCAGCAUGAGCCGUGCUCUCUGGCACCCUCAACCCAUUUCUGUUCUCUCCUCCAAGGAUUUAGAAGGCAUUAGGGAUUUUUAGUAGAGGCCGGACUAAGGCCUCGGGGCUGCACGUUGCCGACCCUCUCUGCGAUCUACUGUAUCGGUCCUUUGGCCCACUUGGCUACCAACGGAGGUGUUUACCCGGGACGCAGAUCGGCUGUGUAAAAAGACACCUAACCGAGGCGGGUGUGACCGACGCCGCCCAUAUAUUUUAUAGGUGGCCUUGUGGCUGCCGAGGACAAACGGAAGACCUCACGGGAGUGUGUCAGCUGCUCCCGGAUGGCUUUCCCUCUCAAACUCCGGCUUCAGAUAUUACAAAACCCGGAAGGCAGCUGACACACGCACACCUUUCGAUAAUAUUAUAGCUAUGUAGAGGUUCCUCCAAAAAUGAAGGAAACCCAGAUUGUUAAAGAGGACGAAUUGUCUGGAUGGCCGCCUUUCUGCAGUGUAAAUAAAUCUCGUCCUUCCCUCUUAAAAACAAAAAGCACUUAACAUACAAACACAACCCUUGGAUGUAAAGUAUUCCUUCUUAUUUAUCGAGCUCCCGGGUUGUGGAUGGUGAGGAAGUGGUACAUUUUCUAUUAAUAAAUGGGCCGAUCCUGGCUGCAGGUUUGGCUCCAGACUCUCACA
Pogona vitticeps (central bearded dragon) is the source of this 3561-nucleotide messenger RNA. NCBI's taxonomy places the organism in Eukaryota, Metazoa, Chordata, Lepidosauria, Squamata, Agamidae. The record is from RefSeq and is a predicted model, not a curated record.